Labrus bergylta (ballan wrasse) is the source of this 566-nucleotide messenger RNA. Lineage: Eukaryota; Metazoa; Chordata; Actinopteri; Labriformes; Labridae. The record is from RefSeq and is a predicted model, not a curated record.
GUGGGAUCUGUAUCGCUCAGUCUCUGAAGAUCCCUCACGACCACAAACCGUCCGACUUUGAUAAAAUCAUCCACCUGCUGCUCGACACGCGGUACGCCCGCGCCGUCAUCCUGUUUGCCUCAGACGAGGACAUCAGGGGGAUCCUGAACGCCAGCAAACGAGCGGACCAGGUGGGUCACUUCAUGUGGAUCGGCUCUGACAGCUGGGGGGCCAAGAACAGUCCCAUCCACCAGCUGGAGGACGCCGCUGUGGGCGCCAUUACCAUCCUGCCGAAGAGAGCCACCAUCAACGGGUUCGAUUCCUACUUCACCUCGAGGACUCUGGAGAACAAUCGCAGGAACGUCUGGUUCGCUGAGUACUGGGAGGAGAACUUCAACUGCAAACUGAUGAGCUCCUCCAAGAGGGACGAGAGCAGCAGGAAGUGCACAGGUACAGGUGUUCAUGCACCACAGAAUACACACCUACACACGCCCGCGCCCGCACGCGCCCGCACGCGCCCGCACGCGCCCGCACACGAUUACAAAGAACAGAUUCCCUCACAGCGAGCUGACAUCAUGGCGUGCUGA